AAAACACUCGUUUCUAAAUAACCUACCCCUAAAUAUAAUGAAGGUUGCUAUCAUUCAAUACUCUACAUACGGUCACAUCACUCAAUUGGCUCGUUCCGUCAAGGCUGGGGUCGAAGAAUCCAAGUUGGCUUCUACCGUUGACAUUUUCCAAAUCCCAGAAACCUUGUCCGAUGAAAUCCUCGGAAAAAUGCAUGCUCCACCUAAGCCAAAGGACAUCCCAGUCGCUACUUUGGAAACCUUGGAAGAGUAUGACGCAUUUAUCUUCGGUAUUCCAACCAGAUUCGGUACUGCUCCAGCUCAAUAUUUUGAAUUCUGGGGUGCCACCGGUGGUUUGUGGAUGAAGGGUGCAUUGGAUGGUAAGCCAGCUGGUAUUUUCGUUUCUACAGGUACUCCAGGUGGUGGUCAAGAAACCACUGUCAGAUUAUCCUUGUCACAUUUAGCUCAUCAUGGUAUGCCAUACAUUCCAUUGGGUUAUGCCAAGACAUAUGCUCAAGUCACCGCUGAUGAAGUUCAUGGUGGUUCUCCAUAUGGUGCUGGUACUUAUGCCAAUGGUGAUGGUUCAAGACAACCAAGUGAAGUUGAAUUAGAAAUGGCCAAGAUUCAAGGUACUGAUUUCGCAACCUCCGCUAUUAAGUUUGUAGGUAAAAAGGCAGCUACCAAGACUGCUGCUGCUGCUGGUUCUUCUGCUAGUGCAACCAAGAAAACUGUUGAUGACCUGGUUGCUCCUCCAGCUGCUAGUGACCUCGCAAACAAUGCCAAGGGUGAAGCCAAGGCUGCUGCUGCCAACACUCAAGCUGCUGCUUCCAAGACCCAAGCUGCUGCUUCCAAGAGAGCUGAACAAUCCAAGCAAACUGUAGAAUCGGAAGAAAAGGGAUUCUGUAGUAAGUGCACAAUCAUGUAAAAGAGAUUCUUUUUAGAAAAAGUUGUAAAUUAUUAGUUUUAUUUCAUAUAGUUGAUGCGUUAGUUAACCUAAUAGAAUAUUGAAUCACGCACAUUUAAUAUUG
Molecule: messenger RNA, 1004 nt
Organism: Spathaspora passalidarum NRRL Y-27907
Lineage: Eukaryota; Fungi; Ascomycota; Pichiomycetes; Serinales; Debaryomycetaceae
Gene: YCP4
Product: flavodoxin-like fold family protein
Exons: 1
Coding region: 38-901 (287 amino acids)
Molecular function (GO): NAD(P)H dehydrogenase (quinone) activity; FMN binding
Source: RefSeq, a predicted model, not a curated record